UGAUGAUGGUGUAGAUGAGGAGACACGUGUGCAGUGGACACAGUGGACGAGUAGACGAGCUCAGAGGUGGACACAUGGAGAGGACUGUCUGACCACAGGUUCAUCUUCUCUCUUCUUCACUCCUGAUCUGACGGCGUCUCAUCGCACACAGAAUGACCGUGUAUCACCUGACAACCGACCACCAACUGAACUACAGCUGCAACGGCUCCUCUCCGCCCUCCAACUGGACAGUAGGGGGCGACACCGUGCAGCUGCCCACCUUCACCACAGCAGCCAAAGUCAGAGUGGUCAUUACCUCCAUCCUGUGCCUCACGUCUGCCUCCUGCAACAUGGCCGUGUUGUGGGCGGCGCACAUCGACGGGAAACGCAAAUCCCACGUCAGAGUGCUGAUAAUCAACCUGACGGUGGCCGACCUUCUCGUGACCUUCGUCGUGAUGCCCGUGGAUGCGAUCUGGAACAUCACGGUUCAGUGGCUGGCUGGAGACUUAGCCUGCAGGCUGCUGAUGUUUCUGAAGCUGCAGGCCAUGUACUCCUGUGCAUUUGUCACCGUGGUCAUCAGCCUGGACAGACAGUCGGCUAUCCUCAACCCUCUGGCUAUCAACGAGGCCAAGAGGAGGAACAGGGUCAUGCUGUCUGUGGCCUGGGCCAUGAGUUUUGUGCUCUCAGUCCCUCAGCUCUUUCUUUUCCACGUGGUCACCAUCAUUCAUCCAGAAGACUUCACUCAGUGCACCACACAUGGAAGCUUCGUCCUUCACUGGCAUGAAACGGCCUACAACAUGUUCACCUUCAGCUGCCUGUUCCUGCUGCCGCUGGUCAUCAUGAUCACCUGUUACACCAGGAUCUUCUGUGAAAUCACCAAAAGACUGAAAACAGACAAGUUGCCCUCCAGUGAAGUGCAUCUGCGACGUUCUAAGAACAACAUCCCCAGAGCUCGCAUGAGAACGUUCAAGAUGAGUAUGGUGAUCGUGGUGUCUUUCAUCGUCUGCUGGACCCCCUACUACCUGCUGGGUCUGUGGCACUGGUUCUUUCCUGACGACCUGGAGGGUAAGGUCUCCCACUCUCUGACCCACAUCAUGUUCAUCUUUGGUCUGGUCAACGCCUGUCUGGACCCAAUCAUCUACGGCCUGUUCACCAUCGACUUCCGGAAGGGACUGCGCAGGUAUUAUCGUAACGCCCCCAAAACAACUGCCCCGGAAACCAACACUGUCACCACUGGAUCGUUCACGUUAGCUUCAAACUUCAUACCGCUGAAGAGAGAAGCGAACUGCCGUGAGAACGGCACCAGAGACGGGACGACGUCAGCGGACAGCCUCUUAUUUUCAAACAACAACACGGAAACAGAUCUGAACCAGUGCCGCUCCAUGAGCUGAGGAGAACGUCUCGCCGUAGAGUCCUGAAGAAAAUGACAUGAUGUUCACCAUUACUCUGACAAUCUCCACCAGGGAGGUGCAACCUGUGGCUCCAGAGCCCAGCUGUAGCUCCUCAGUCUAAGUGUAAGACCAGCUGUGGGGUUUGUGGAUGUGAAAUAGUCAGUAGACCACACACACACACACACACACACACACACACACACAC
Molecule: messenger RNA, 1575 nt
Organism: Cynoglossus semilaevis (tongue sole)
Lineage: Eukaryota; Metazoa; Chordata; Actinopteri; Pleuronectiformes; Cynoglossidae
Product: gonadotropin-releasing hormone II receptor-like
Exons: 4
Coding region: 153-1370 (405 amino acids)
Biological process (GO): cellular response to hormone stimulus; G protein-coupled receptor signaling pathway
Cellular component (GO): plasma membrane
Molecular function (GO): G protein-coupled receptor activity; peptide binding; protein-hormone receptor activity
Source: RefSeq, a predicted model, not a curated record